Molecule: messenger RNA, 562 nt
Organism: Trichobilharzia szidati
Lineage: Eukaryota; Metazoa; Platyhelminthes; Trematoda; Strigeidida; Schistosomatidae
Source: the annotation of a GenBank genome assembly
AUGAUGAAACUAUCCUUUUACCUUACAGGUGCACAAAAUAUCUCAACAAUAUUAAAGCAUGUUUCUGUACCAAUUGUACCAAAUGAUCAGUGUACAAUGAGUUAUGCAACAUUACGAAAUGGACCGAAUCCAGUUUAUGUAUCAAUUCAGAAUAAUGUAAUAUGUGCAGGAUUUGCAGAAGGUGGGAAAGAUGCCUGUCAGUUUGAUUCUGGUGGCCCAUUAAUGUGUAAAAAUAAUCAUCAAUGGAUUGUUAGUGGAAUUAUCUCAUUUGGUUAUGGAUGCGGGAAUGCUAAUUACCCUGGAGUAUAUACACGUGUCUCAGAUUAUCUCGAUUGGAUUCAGGGUAUCGCUAAUGCUUUCACAUUCUAAACUGAACUAAACUUAACUUAAACUGAACUGAACUUAACUUAACUGCACCAAUCUGCUAACAUUUUAAAUGUAACAGAGGAGAGAGAGAGAAGACAAAGACAAUGAUGGAAACGCAAAGAGUGACACAUUUUUUUGCAUAUUAUAUGAACAUAAAAAUGAAAAUAAAAACUUACAUAUACUCAGAAUAAAGUUG